UCAAACCCUAAUGGAGGGAAGAAACUGAGGCUCCUUUUUUCCCUGAACCUUAAAUACCCCCCCUCUCUCUCUCUCCCUCCCUAAAAUCCCCCUGUUUCCUUCACUCCCUUUCUUUCUUUCUUUCUUUCUCUCUGCCUCCCUCCUCUUUCUUUCUUAUUCGGCCAUCUUGCUCUCACGGUCCAGAAGGAAGAGUUCUCUCUCUGGGUUCCUCCAACCGCACUCAUGCCUCGUUUGAUGAAACCGUUGUUUCUUGUCCUCCUCGUCUUCUUCGUCUUCGUUUCAUCUUCCGAAGCGAAAAAGAAGACGAAGCAGAAGUCCAGCGAGGACAAAACCCUGAGCUCUGGAGAGAUGAGCACUAUAAAUGGCGACCGCUGCACCUGGCAAACUCGAGAGGGCAAAAACAACAUGGUGCUCCAGCUCAAAUGCUCCACCCCCUCCGAGGAGGCGGGGCUUGAGUCCAGGAAUUACGAGUGCCAGUUUACGGGAAAACCGAACGAAUGCCCCGCCUACGGAGAAAAGCCGACGCAAUACUGGAAGCAGGUUUUAGGGAAGCUGAAAAAGCGGCCGAGCGCCUGCGAAGGAGGAAAAGUCCUGAAGGCCGCGAUGUGCCGAAGUGCUCCAAGCUCCGCCCACAUGAAGCUGGUGAGAGAAAAGCCGACAAGCGGAAAGGAUGGAGAGAAAGAGGAGAAGAAAGAUGAUGAAAUGAUGAUGGGUGAUGAAGGGAUGGCGGACGGAGUAGCAGAAACGGAGAGCUACUGCGUGGAAGGAUGGGAUCCUCUCUGCCACUUCCUCACCAAGCUUCUGUAAAAAAAAUAACCUUCUGGGAAAAUAAAAUGUUACACGAUAAUUCACGUUAAAUAUGUUUACUCACCGUGUUCACGCAAUCAGAGUUCACUGCUGUGAGGAAAACAAUCAGCUACAAGCUGCUGAGUAAAAACUAGCACUAAACAUUAGCAUUAAACUAGAGUUAGCAACAAAUUUUCUUCCUCUCUUUUUAAAACUGCUAAUCAAAAAUCUUCCUCCUUCCUGGAUGCUGUUGCUGUUGUUGUUGUUUGCUUUUUAAACUUCAUGUUGUAUAUUUUACAGAAACUAGCCUUUGUCCUAAACACUAGUCAUGCCUAAUUAGCAUUCUUCCUUGAAUAGUAGCCGUUUUAAGAAAAUGCUAGCACACAGAGCCCAUUGCAACAAAACUUCCUGAUAGUCAGAUGUUCAUACCAAGUUGCAGAGUGAUCAUGUUUUUACCCAUAAUGCACCAGGAGCGUUAGUUUUACCUUAAAAUUAAAAUGAAGAGGAACAUGCAAAAAGCUAGCUAAAUUUACUUUAGCAACUGAACUCAUGUGUUUAGCGUCCCCGUAUCUUCUAUCAGGAUUUAGCUAAGUGUGCUGAUUUAUGUAGCAAGCUAAUCACGCAUGCUAAUCGCUAAUUAGCACAUUAGCUAACAGGUUACAUUAGCACAAAGCACAAAGCUUUUUUUUUUAGCAAUAAUUUUGUUUGAUUUCAUUUUAAUAUCAGCGUUUUAGUCACACACUAGCGUUUGGGAUACAGCGCUAAGCUAACACAGGAAGUUAGAAUGCUACGCAAUCUAAUAUAAUUAGCAUAGCGUAGCAUAGCGUAGCAUAGGUUUACUCGUGUGAUUUCUUUAUGAAUUGUUUUGACUAAAAAAUUUAUUUCAACUUUGUAAAUCUUUUCUAAUCAUCAAUAAACUCAAUGUUUGUGUUUAA
Pangasianodon hypophthalmus (striped catfish) is the source of this 1721-nucleotide messenger RNA. RefSeq names its product fibroblast growth factor binding protein 3 (gene fgfbp3). The record is from RefSeq and is a predicted model, not a curated record. Gene Ontology annotation, biological process: cell-cell signaling. Lineage: Eukaryota; Metazoa; Chordata; Actinopteri; Siluriformes; Pangasiidae. Gene Ontology annotation, molecular function: growth factor binding. Bases 223 to 807 code for a protein of 194 amino acids. The transcript has 2 exons.